AUGUGCUGUGAAGGAUGUUGGACAGAAGAGAAACAAGCACUUUUGGGCCUAAGUUCCCUUUUCUACGAUCCUUUUUCCAUCACUUCCUCAUGGAAUGCCUACACAGAUUGUUGUGAAUGGGAAGGAGUGCACUGCAAUUCCUCCACAGGGAGAAUACUCCAUCUUUCUUUUGACGGCCGGAAGUCAACACAACAAUAUAUAAAUUACUCUGAUUUUUCUGUCUUCAAAGAUUUGAAGAAGCUCUUCUUGCCAUCUAAUAUAGUUGGUUGUGUUGGGGAUGCAGGUUUAUGGUCAAUAUUAAGGAAUCUUGAGAUCCUUGACUUGUCCUUUAACAACUGCAGCCAAAUUGAUAUUGGCUCUGCUCUCAGUGGAUCCCUCAAGUCUUUAUAUUUGGGAGAAAGUGAAUUGAGUUGGAGAUCAAUUUAUAAUAUUUCAAAAUUGAGUUCUUUGGAGGUCCUUGACUUAAGCUGGAACUACUUGAACGAGUCUGAGAGUAUAUUGGGGUCUUUGAAAGAGAAUGAGACAUUUAAAUGGCCAACCAAUUUACAAGAACUAAUCCUCCGAAGUAACAGUUUGAACAACAGAUUUCUUUCAUCUCUGAGUGGACUUCCACAUCUACAGGGUCUUGAUUUAAGCCAAAAUCAAUUAGAAGGAACACUAGAUAUAAGUGGAUUGUUGACUUCAUCCAAUUUGACGCUUAUUUCUCUAAGAAAUAAUAAUAUCCACAAUUUUGUGGCCAAUCAAGGUACAAAAAGUCUCGAUAGAUUGGAUUUUCUUGAUUUAGAUUGGAAUAUGAUAGAUGGAAACAAAUUAAGAGAGUCAUUACGAACUUUAUCAUUAUCCAUUAGAGAACUUUCUAUAUCUUACAAUAACUUGACAGGAACAAUAGCUGAAGAUUUUCAUGAUUUAAGUAACCUACAACAAUUGACAUUGGAUGGGAAUAUUAACAUGAAGAAUAAUUUUUUUGAAAGUAUUGGAAACUUGACAUCCUUAAAAACUUUGUCUGUUUCAUACUGUCAUAUAAAUGACACUCUUCCCGCAGCUGAUUGGUAUAAGAUGAACAAGUUGGAAGAGUUAAAUCUAGAAGGCAAUGGAUUUGAAGGAUAUCUUCCAGGUUCAUUUGUUAACAUGACAUCUCUUCGAAAAUUGGAAAUUUCUCAAAAUAACUUCAUUGGAAGGUUUGACUCUAGUAUUGCAACACUUACAUCACUUGAAUAUUUUGGUUUUAUAGAAAACCAAUUUGAAGUUCCUAUUUCCUUUUUGCCAUUUGCCAAUCAUUCAAACCUUAAAGUCAUCUUAGGUGAAGGCAAUAAAAUCAUAUUGGACUCACAAUACAAUCUGCAUACUUAUGUUCCAAAAUUUCAAUUAAGUAUGCUUAGCUUGUCUUCAAACAUUGAGACUAGUCCUCUUCGGCUUCCCAGAUUUCUUCUUUAUCAAAAAGAUUUAAUUACACUAGAUUUCAGUAAUUUGAAGUUGGAAGCAAGGUUUCCUCAUUGGUUGUUGGAAAACAACACAAAAAUGAUUGAAGUUACUUUUAGAAAUUGUUCUUUGACUGGUACUAUGCAAUUACCAUUGCAUCCCCUUCUUGAGUUACAGAGAAUUGAUGUGUCUGACAAUACCAUAAUUGAUAAAAUUUCAAGCAAGAAUAUGAGUUCAGUCUAUCCAAAUUUGGAAUAUUUAAACAUGUCCAGAAACUACUUCAAAGGUUCAAUUCCUCGUGAGUUUAGCCAAAUGAAGUAUUUGUAUGAGUUGGAUCUUUCAAACAAUCAAUUGUCUGGAAAAGUAUCAUAUGACAUAUUUGAAGCUACACAACGACUCGUUUUGUUGAAACUUUCAAAUAAUAAGUUUGAGGGGCUCAUCUUUACAAUACCCGCUAAUUUGGAGUCAUUAUCAUUGAAUGAUAAUAACUUCUGUGGUGAACUUCCUAGAAACAUUUUUAACACAUCCAUCAUUUCAUUGGACGUAAGCAAUAAUCAUUUGGUAGGAAACAUUCCAAGUCUUUUGACAAAUUUUUCAAGAUUAGAGGAACUUCGUAUGUCUAAUAACCACUUUGAAGGGUUCAUUCCAUCAGAAUUGACACAACUUGAAGAUCUAAGAUAUUUAGAUCUCUCCCAAAAUAAUUUGAUUGGUCUUGUACCAUCAUUUUUAAAUUCUUUUGUGAAAUAUAUCCAUUUGAGCAAUAAUCAUUUAACAGGAUUGUCCAAAAGGAUGUUCAAUGAAAGCUCCCAUUUAGUGAUGUUAGAUCUUAACUAUAAUGAAAUAUCUGGCAACAUUCAAGAUAUGAUGCAAGACCUUAAUUACACAAAGUUGAAUUUUCUCCUUUUAAAAGGUAACCACAUUAAUGGGGAUAUACCUAAGCAAUUAUGUGAGUUGAUAGAUUUAACCAUGUUAGAUCUUUCAGACAAUGAGUUUUCUGGAGAAAUUCCCCAUUGCUUGGGGACAAUGCCUUUUGAUAAUACAAACCUUGAUCCAUUAUUAAAAGCAUCAAAGGGAAGCUUCUUUGUUGAAGGAUAUAGUCAAGCACCAUUACCAUCAGAGCAUAAGAAAGAGAAAGCAAGUUUCACUUCAAAGAGAAGUACUUAUACUUACAUCGGAAGCAUCCUUGGUUACAUGUCUGGAAUUGAUUUAUCCUUAAAUAAAUUAAAAGGAAAUAUUCCAAACGAGCUUGGAAACUUGACAAGAAUCCGAGCAUUGAACUUGUCUCAUAAUGAUUUGAUUGGACAAAUUCCGGAUUCAUUCUCAAAUUUGGUGCAAACAGAGAGUUUAGAUCUUUCUUUUAACAAGUUGAAUGGUCAAAUUCCUCCUAAGCUCAAUGUCCUAACCUCACUUGAAGUAUUAAGUGUGGCACACAACAAUUUAUCAGGCCCAAUACCUGAAUGGACAAACCAAUUUGCCACAUUUGAUGAAAGUAGCUAUGAAGGGAACCCAUUCCUUUGUGGACCUCCACUAAAGAGUUGCAAUCCAUCUUCUACAACUAUUUCAAAUGACUCAAAUAUUAACAAAGAUAAUAGUAGUUUUGUGGACAUGUAUGUCUUUUGUGUGAGCUUUGUUGUAUCAUACACAUUAGCAUUCUUAGCAACCACUGGAGCUCUAUACAUCAAUCCUUACUGGAGGCAAGCAUGGUUUUACUACUUGGAAUUGGUUAGUUUAAAUGGUUACUACUUUAUUGUGGAUAAUUUUUGUAGAUUUUGUAAUGUGUGA
Messenger RNA from Vigna radiata var. radiata (mung bean), 3201 nucleotides. Its product is annotated as LRR receptor-like serine/threonine-protein kinase GSO2. The coding region runs from base 1 to 3201 and encodes 1066 amino acids. The record is from RefSeq and is a predicted model, not a curated record. Gene Ontology annotation, molecular function: protein binding. NCBI's taxonomy places the organism in Eukaryota, Viridiplantae, Streptophyta, Magnoliopsida, Fabales, Fabaceae. The transcript has 8 exons.